This is a messenger RNA of Dalotia coriaria, 930 nucleotides long. Its product is annotated as peroxiredoxin-6-like. The record is from RefSeq and is a predicted model, not a curated record. Gene Ontology annotation, cellular component: mitochondrion; cytosol. The transcript is spliced from 4 exons. Gene Ontology annotation, molecular function: peroxiredoxin activity. Gene Ontology annotation, biological process: cellular oxidant detoxification; cell redox homeostasis. Bases 16 to 771 code for a protein of 251 amino acids. Lineage: Eukaryota; Metazoa; Arthropoda; Insecta; Coleoptera; Staphylinidae.
UAAAACUCAUUGGGAAUGUGUAACAACUUCACAUUCCAGUUGACCACUGUUCGGGAGUGCUUCCAAAUCAACUACUGCAACUCAACAAUCAACAAGAUGCCGCUGCGUUUAGGUGACACCGUGCCCAACUUCAAGGCCCCUAGCACCCAGGGACCACUUCAAUUCUACGACUUUCAAGGAGAUUCUUGGGUGAUGUUAUUCUCUCAUCCUGCUGAUUUCACUCCUGUCUGCACUACUGAACUGGGAAGAAUCGCUGUUCAUGUCCCGUAUUUCCGCAAACGCAACGUGAAACUCUUGGCGCAUUCCUGCGAUAAACUGCAGUCGCAUGUUGACUGGGUGAAUGAUAUCAAGGAUUACUGCAAGGAUAUUCCCGGGGAGUUUCCCUACCCGAUUAUUUCCGAUGAGAAGCGUGAACUUGCUGUUUCCCUGGACAUGAUUGAUCAGAAUAAUAAGGAUAAAGAAGAUCAUGCGUUGACUGUGCGUGCGCUUUACAUCAUUGAUCCGCAGCAUAAACUAAGGUUAUCGAUGCAUUAUCCUGCUUCAACUGGACGUAAUGUUGAUGAAAUUUUGAGGGUCAUUGACUCUUUGCAAUUGGUUGAUCGCAUUCCGCAAAUUGCUACGCCUGCCAACUGGGUGCCUGGCGAAAAAGUAAUGAUUCUGCCGUCAGUAAAAGAAGAAGAAAUCGAAAAACUGUUUCCUGGUGGAGUCGAUCGUGUCUCCAUGCCAUCUGGCAACGUCUACGUACGCACAACCACUGAUUACAAGAUGUAAUUGUUAAUUAUUCAUCAAUAAUCCAUCAAUAAUAUUUACUCAUUUAUAACUUUUUGUGUUUCUAUAUAUUUUACUUGAAUAAUGACUUGAAAUUCAAUAAAAAUACUGGUUUAUACUUGUUAUAAUGAAACAAUAAAAUAUUUUAACGUUUGCCAAAAA